Messenger RNA from Monodelphis domestica (gray short-tailed opossum), 2434 nucleotides. It is a transcript of the gene GTF3C6, whose product is annotated as general transcription factor IIIC subunit 6. NCBI's taxonomy places the organism in Eukaryota, Metazoa, Chordata, Mammalia, Didelphimorphia, Didelphidae. Gene Ontology annotation, biological process: transcription by RNA polymerase III. The record is from RefSeq and is a predicted model, not a curated record. Gene Ontology annotation, cellular component: transcription factor TFIIIC complex.
GCCCUCGCCGCGAGCGCCGGUACCUCCGCUCCGCCAGAAAGAGCCAGAGCGAGUUUACUGAGCGGAAGAGGCGGAUCCGGAUCCGGAUCCGGAACCGGAGAACGAGGAAGUCGCUUCUCAGAAGCCCUCCCGAAGAUGAGAGAAUUGCUAAUUCACGUGACACUAUAGGGGGCGGGGCUAGGGAAGAGUCCAGUAGUUGUCCCUUCAACCUGCGGGUUAUGGCGGUUGCUUCCUUGGAGGAACUGGCUCCUCGGCUCGAGGAAGAAGAGGAUGAAGAAGAGGAGGAGCAAUUGGUCAUGGUAGAAUUAUCAGGAAUUAUAGAUUCAGAGUUUUUAACAAGAUGUGGAAACAAAUGCAAGAUUUUGGGAAUUGACACAGAGAGGCCUAUUCUUCAAGUGGACAGCUAUGUCUUUGCUGGGGAAUAUGAAGAUACUCUUGGAACUUGUGUUGUAUUUGAAGAGAAUCCAGACCAAGUUGAUGCAGAAGGUAACCAUAAAACAGAGCUGAAAUAUAAGUGCCACACAAUGAAGAAGCUGAGUAUGACAAGAACACUUCUGACAGAGAAGAAGGAGGGAGAAGAAAACAUAGGUGGUGUAGAAUGGCUGCAGAUCAAGGACAAUGAUUUUUCAUAUAGACCCAACAUGAUUUGUAGCUUUGCACAUCAAAAGGAAGAUGAGGAAGUUGCAGCUCAAGCCCCAGAUAAAACUUUGGAAAUAGAAGAGCAGGAAAUGCAAACCAAAGAGAACACAGGCUUGGACAAUGAACUGGAAAAAUCAGAGCACUUGGAAAUGGAGGAUGCUGGGCCUCUUCUUGACAGCCCUUCUUCUGAGACAGAAGAUUCUAUUUCUAUGGAAACUCAGGAGCCUACCUUGGAAGCCACUCCUAGGUGACAACAUUCCCAUAGGUUUUAACCAUGGGCAUAACUGGAGUUCUGAUUUUGGAGAAUUGAGUAUAUCGAUUUAUUUCUUCAUGGAUUCUACAACUAUUGGCCAGACACAAUAGUUCAGCUGCAUAGAUUUGGAUAAGUCAGGCCAAAGCAAAAAUCAGAUGAUUCUUCAGGAAAAAAAAAAUUUUUUUAAGGACUUCUCUCCUUCAGAUUCUCUAAAUUAGAGUUUGGCUGAAAUGAGUAUUAUAUGCAGGCAAAGACAUUUUCCUGAGGACUUAAAGGACUAAUGGGAACUUGAGUAGAGGGAUCCAAGGCAUAACAUAAUUACAUAUCUAAACCUUUCCUCUGAGAGGAUAACCAGGAAAUUGUAGUACUUACUGGAGAGCAUUCUAUCUCAUCCUGCUAAUUAAUUAGAACACUUUGUUUUGUACUAAAUGAUCCCCUCCAUAUUGCGGAUACUACUCCCAUCCUUUAUCUCUUCCCCAUUCUUCAACUUAAUUUUAGAGGAGUUCUGUAGAUAGUAUAUCAGGUAGGAACCCGAGACUUUUUGAUGCUCAAGGUUUUCUCCUCUGAUAACAUGAUUUCAAAGCUCUAUCUUGGAAAGACUGGCUAGAAUUUAAUUUUCAGAAUUAUUCUGAUCCUAUAACCGUGAUGGUGAAUCAAUGGUAUAUAUGUCAAAGAUAACAUGCAGAGACCUCUCUGUGGGCACAUGUGCCAUUGCCCCAGAGCUCCUUACUAGAAAGGCAAAAGGACCAGGUGGAGCUGCUCCCCUGCCCCUCUGCCCAGCAGCCAGUGGGAGUGCUUACUCCCUCGAGGAGGGAGUUCCUAGGCCAUUCCCCUCCCAUUCUCCCUCCUGUCUGGAAUAAAAGAGAUGUGGUCUCUAAAAGGUUCACUAUCACUAUAACAUUGGGUUUACUUACCUUAUUCCAAUAGUGUCAUGAUGGCAAACAGAGACUUCUUUAUAGGCAUGUGCAGGCCCUUGGUUUGGCCCCAUCACUGAAUGCAGGGGAUAAGGCAUUUUGGCUUCCCUCCUCUGUUGCAGGGACAGAGUAUGGCUGGCCCAGGCCCAGUAACCUGGUACUGUGCUCCUCCCCCUCUUCCCCCCCCACCCCCCCCACUGCAAGGGCAGGGUAUGGAGCACUGGAAUCUCCCUAGGGAGCUCAGCCCUGGCUUGGCCAGUCUGCUGACUGGCCCUGCCUCUGAAUGUGGGAAUGCAGGGAGUGGAAGGGGCAGGGAUGAGUGGGGCAUUGCAUACAGCCAGGGACAGGGGCAUGCAGUCUGGGUAGGUGAGUGGGGCUUGGCAUGCGGUCCCUAAAAAGUUCCAAAAGGUUCACCAUCACUGCUAUAGUCCAAGGAACUAUGGAAGAUCAUUUUGUAAGGUCAUAUGGCAAACCAUUCUAGAUAAGCAAGGGUUGGAUAAAUAAUAUGGUAGUAGUCUUAUUUACAUGAAAAUGGAAUGAUACUGUGAGAACCUAGGUGCAUUUUAGCUUCUCUUUUCUUUAUAAUAAUAUUUGGUAUAUGGCAAAAUAAAGUCUUAUUUUUGAGAAA